Molecule: messenger RNA, 909 nt
Organism: Mercurialis annua (annual mercury)
Lineage: Eukaryota; Viridiplantae; Streptophyta; Magnoliopsida; Malpighiales; Euphorbiaceae
Exons: 1
Coding region: 1-909 (302 amino acids)
Biological process (GO): protein folding
Cellular component (GO): plasmodesma
Molecular function (GO): protein-folding chaperone binding
Source: RefSeq, a predicted model, not a curated record
AUGAUGAAUAAUUAUCCAUACUACGCCAACCAAUUCAUGUAUCCACAAUACUCCUCUCGCUUCCCCGUCGAAACCAAACCAACGCCGCAGACGCCUCGGAAAGUCGUUACGAUCGCCGUUUCCGACGGAUCUGAACGUCCACUUCCGCCUCUACAUAACAAGUCAGACUCUGCUGUAAAGAUCCAGAAGGUGUUCAGAGGAUUUCUAGUGAGAAAAAGGGUGAAGAAGAUUUGCGAGAUAAGAAACGAAGUGAAUGAGAUUGAGAAACUUUUAGCGACGGAGGAAAAAUUGGAGGUGAUGAGGAAUGACAGUAAAGAGAGAUUAAAAGUGAGUGAGAUGAUCAUGCGUUUGUUACUGCGUUUAGAUUCCGUUCGCAGCGUUGAUUGUGGCGUUAGGGAUUUGAGAAAAACGGUUACUAAAAAAGCUAUUAAGUUACAAGAAAUUGUUGAUUCUGUUGUUUUGAAUAGUAAUAAUAAUAACCUCAACGGAGAUGAUCAAACCGCCGAGGCACCGCGGGAAGAAGAGAUUAACGGCGUCAACUCUGGUUCUGAUUCCGUUGAGAAAAAUGAAGAACCGGAAGUUAUGGAGAUGAGUCAAGCUGAUUCGACAAUGGAAAUCAAUGAUGCUGAGAAGGAGGAAGGAGAAGUAAAUUCUUGUGACGGAGGAGAUAAGACGGCGGAGGAGGAGGAGGAGAGCGGCGGUGGCCGGAGGAGUGGAGAGUUGAUGGAGAAGAUGAAGGAGGAUAACGAGAAAAUGAUGGAAAUGAUGGGGAAAUUGUUUGAAAAAAAUGAAAUGCAAACGAGACUGUUGAGUUCUCUUACGCAGAGAGUUGAACAGUUGGAGAGGGUUUUGAUUUGCGAGAGGACCAAGAGGAAUAAGAAGAAAAAGAAAAAGCAGUGUAUUAAAUAA